AUGGUCAUCUUCUCAGAUACCACCAAGCAGGUGAUCAUGUGGAAACUAACUGUGCCCUGGGAGGAACACAUGGAGGAGGCUCACGAGAGGAAGCUUGUCAAAUACCAGGAGCUGAUUUCACACACCCCCCUCCCCCCCGCAGAGCCUCCAGAAAGCACAGUGUACUCAAGGGAUGAUCUUCGGGCUGGCACUCCCAACACUCUCAUCUGCUUUGUGAACCAUUUCUAUCCUCCAUCCAUUCAGGUGAGCUGGACUAAGAACAAUUUGAAUGUGACUGAGGGAGUGACUCUUAGUCGCAUCUAUCCUAAUGCAGAUGGGACGUUUUACCUGUUUUCCACUUUGAGUUUCAUCCCAGAGGAAGGUGACAUCUACAGCUGCACCGUGGAGCACAAAUCUCUGGAUGAACCACGUACUACAAUAUGGGAGUCAGAUGUUGAACUUCCCCAUGCUGGUCCAUCCGUGUUCUGUGGAGUUGGUCUAACCAUUGGAAUUCUGGGUCUGGCCGCUGGAACAUUUUUGCUCAUCGCAGGAAAUAACUGCAGAUAA
This is a messenger RNA of Chanos chanos (milkfish), 546 nucleotides long. RefSeq names its product rano class II histocompatibility antigen, B alpha chain-like. The record is from RefSeq and is a predicted model, not a curated record. The transcript has 3 exons. NCBI's taxonomy places the organism in Eukaryota, Metazoa, Chordata, Actinopteri, Gonorynchiformes, Chanidae. The coding region runs from base 1 to 546 and encodes 181 amino acids.